AUGGUGGAGGUGUUGUGGGCCAAUGACCAACUGCAGAAGCAGCAGAAGAAAGGCAAGGUGCUGCAGGGCUUCAAGGAGAUGCCCAUCGCCUUUGCACCCACAUUCAAAUUCCUGCGCGGUACGGACGAGUACGACCUACGCCGCGCGCCUUCCUGGACCGACCGGGUGCUGUACCUCGUACGAGCAGAUCCAUUGUUCGCCGAUUUGAAGCCGCUGUACUACAUGUCGGUUCCGGAGCUUCGAACCAGUGACCACAAACCCGUGAUCGCGGGGUUUGAGCUGUCUAUCUGUCCGCAACACGCCGGGGACAACCGACACGCCCAGCAGCGUGGCUGCGCCAUCAGCUGA
This is a messenger RNA of Volvox carteri f. nagariensis, 348 nucleotides long. RefSeq lists its product as uncharacterized. Lineage: Eukaryota; Viridiplantae; Chlorophyta; Chlorophyceae; Chlamydomonadales; Volvocaceae. The transcript has 2 exons. The coding region runs from base 1 to 348 and encodes 115 amino acids. The record is from RefSeq and is a predicted model, not a curated record. Gene Ontology annotation, biological process: phosphatidylinositol dephosphorylation.